UACCAGCUAGGCGUGCUGGUUUCCUUAGAGACAGAAUCAGACCUGAGCGGCGGCGGAAAAACCACCAAGACCGCGGGUCUCUUGGAGAAGCCAACAUGCCGUCGAAGGGAAAGGAGAAAAGUAAAGGCAAGAGCAAAGACAAAGAUAAGAGGAAGAAGACAGUAAAAUAUGAUGAAUCUGCAGUGGAGAGAGCCAAGGCCAAUGCCUCCCUUUGGGAGGCCAGGCUGGAACUCACAGAAUUCUCUAGGACUGAGUAUCGUGAUGCUUCCCUGAGACUCGCAAAAGCUAAUGAGGACUUAAAGAAUCAGCAGUAUAAAAUGGAGAAAGACACCAUGUCUGUAUUAAGCUACCUGAAGAAGCAAGAUCAAGAGAAAGAUAAUAUGAUUGAAAAACUGAAACAGCAAUUGAAUGAAACAAAGGAAAAAGCCCAAGAGGAGAAGGAAAAAUUGGAACAAAAGUAUACGGUGCAGAUAAGUGAGCUGGAGGGACAGUUCAAUCAGAAAGCCAAAGAAAUUGGCAUGAUUCAGGUAGAGCUAAAAACAAUAAAACAAUUCCAAAAGAGAAAAAUCCAAGUGGAAAGAGAAUUAGAUGAUCUGAAGGAGAAUUUAAGAAACACAGAACGGAAACAUCAGGAGACUCUUAGAAGACUGGAAAGCAAGUUUUUUAAAGAAAAGCACCGACUAGAACAGGAAGCUGAAAAGAAGAUUAUAAUGCUGGCAGAGAGAGCCCAUCACGAAGCUGUUGUGCAAUUGAGCAGUGCUGGAAGAGCAGUUUUUAAAGAGAAUGUUUAUCUCCAGAAAGCUCUUGAAUACCACCUGAAGGAAGCUGAUGCUUUACAAAAGAAUGCUGAGAAGUUGCUAGAGUCUCAGACUUCCCUUUUACAACAAAAGGAGAUCAAUGACCUGUUGGUUAAAGAAAAGAUUGUGCAACUGACCCAGCAGAGAUCACAAAUUCAAACUCUUCAGAAGAAGGUGAUAAGCUUGGAGACUGCCCUGAGUUGUAUGACCAGGGAGUUUGAGACUGAAGUUCUAAAGCUGCAGCAACAGGCAAGAGUAGACAACCAAGCGGAUCAGGUUGAAAUUUACAAGUUGCAGCAACUUCUUCAGAUGAAGGACAGGGAAAUGAACAGAGUGAAGAAGUUGGCCAAGAACAUACUGGACGAGAGAACAGAAGUGGAAAGGUUUUUUUUAGAUGCUCUACACCAAGUGAAGCAACAGAUUGCAUUUAGCAGGAAGCAUUAUAAGCAGGUAGCACAAGCUGCUUUCAAUUUAAAAAUGCGAGAGGCAUGUGCAGGAAGAACAGAAUAUCCCAAAAUUCGAACAUUUGAUGGCAGAGAGCACAGCACCAAUAGUGUGAAUCAGGAUCUUAUGGAGGCCAAUAAAUGGACAGAUAUUCAAGGAAAUGUGGAUAUUGAAGAUCUGACUUGGGAGCAGAAGGAGAAAGUCCUACGAUUGCUCUUUGCAAAAAUGAAUGGUUUUGUUCCUAGGAAAUACAGUCAGAGUUCUAGGCCUCCAGUUCCAGACUAUGUUGUUCUAGACAAUGGAGAAACAAAGGAAUUUGGGGAUGAGAGUAAGCUUCAGGAUCAAACCUUCAUCACCCAACAAGUACCAGUCUCAGACUCUUCUGGUGAACUGGUGAUACCCAAUAUUCAGAAAGGAUCACAAGAAUCUGACAUGGUAAGGAGUCUGUAA
Messenger RNA from Pteronotus mesoamericanus, 1691 nucleotides. It is a transcript of the gene BBOF1, whose product is annotated as basal body orientation factor 1. The coding region runs from base 96 to 1691 and encodes 531 amino acids. The transcript has 11 exons. Lineage: Eukaryota; Metazoa; Chordata; Mammalia; Chiroptera; Mormoopidae. The record is from RefSeq and is a predicted model, not a curated record.